Ictalurus punctatus (channel catfish) is the source of this 2111-nucleotide messenger RNA. RefSeq names its product carcinoembryonic antigen-related cell adhesion molecule 2. Gene Ontology annotation, biological process: negative regulation of T cell proliferation; T cell costimulation; immune response. The coding region runs from base 809 to 1981 and encodes 390 amino acids. The record is from RefSeq and is a predicted model, not a curated record. Lineage: Eukaryota; Metazoa; Chordata; Actinopteri; Siluriformes; Ictaluridae. Gene Ontology annotation, cellular component: external side of plasma membrane. The transcript has 8 exons.
AUGGUCUUUAGGGGAAGAGCUCGUGUGCCGGGGUCGUCCGUGGGCGGUAAAUACCGCGCUGGAGGUCUUCCGAGAGGCUGGAGUUGGGUUCUGUCCUUCAGCCUCAUCCCGGAUACAGCCAAGGGGCGGAGCCUUUGGUCGCGCGCUCUGCAAAAGACACAACACACAUUAAUCAGUGCACCGGGAGAGUCCUCUCUCCCUUUGCUAGAGGAGGAUCGUCCUUUUAUACUCUUCCUUCGUCUGCUGGAUGGUGGAGAGCAGACGCGCUGCUCAUCAGCCGCCAGCCGUGUGUAUUUCGGCGGCUUCCCCCCGCCGCCACGCGCUCGCCGGCUGUCCAAAACACGGGGGUGCUGAAGCCGAGCUGUCGCUACACUGAAUACUGAAGUGUAUGAAAUAGUGCUCUUUACUACUUUGCAUAAGUUUUGUCCUGUUCGUUGCCAGACAUUUAAAAAUGUAUAUUAAAAACAUAUCAUAAGCUUUAUUCUGGUGCACUAACCCUGAAAGGCCACUAGAUGGAGAAGUCAGAUCAGUAAUGCAGGAGCCUGUAGAUGACUGUCACUGUGUCAUGUCAAAUCUCAUGUGAGACACAUAAGAUGCAUGUUUUUAAGACAUGAAUAUGAUUAUUUAUACAAUAGUUGAUUGUUUAUUGGCAUUAGAUCAUUUGAAAGGAUUUAGAACAUAAACUCAGUUCUGCUGUGCAACAGAGAUGAGGAACUUCCUCACAUCUAUGUGUUCAGUGUCAUACUGCUAUAUCUGCACUUCCUGUAGUAGCUGUGAGUGUGAGUGUCAUCUCUAGAGUGUGUUCAUUAUGAUCAGACUCGGUGCAGCAGUUGGUCAGUGUGUGUUUAGCUCCAAUCCUCUCUUUGGAUUAAUGUGUGUGUUUGGGUCCUCAGUCAGAAUGCAGGUGUGUUUUCUUCUCCUCCUGAUACAGCUUCAUGUCACUGAAGGCUGCACACUGGAAGGAAACGGAGACACAAUACCGAUCACUGCAUACACAGGAGGUUCAGUACUGCUGCCCUGCUCCUGCACUGACCUCCACACCAAACCUGAGGCACACACAUGGAAGAAAUACAUAAAUGAAACUAACUGGGUAGAGAUAUCUCCUGAGAGUGAGCAGUACAAAGACAGAUUUCAGCUGGUUAAUGAUCUCUCUUCAGGAAAUCUCUCUCUGCUCAUAUCACACAUGACUGUAGGGGAUGAUGGAGAUUACAGGUGUAGUCUUAACAAUACUGUAUUCAGAAACAUCAGACUCACUGUUAAAGGUUGCACACUGAAUCGUCAGACACUGACUGUGACUGGAUACGUGGGACAGUCUGUCCUUCUGCCCUGCUCCUGCUCUGAACUACAAGCCAAACCACACACUUUCAGAUGGGUCUAUUUUAAAGGCUCUGAUCGCAUAACGAUCUUCCCAAAGGACGAGACAAAUCGCUACACAGACAGAGUUCAGAUCUUUAAUGAUCAUCUUCCAGGAAAUCUCUCUCUGCUCAUAUCACACCUGACUGUAGAGGAUGGAGGAUGGUACGGGUGUGAGAUCAGCAACAAUAUCGAUGAAAACAUCAAACUUAUAGUAAAAGACGCACCAACAAGACCUUCAGCAUCCAGACCAGUGAUCACAACAACUUCACCUAAUCCUGAACCAGUUCCUCACACCAUCAUCAUCAUCAUCAUCAUCUGUACUGCUGUUGGGGUUCUGCUGCUGCUGCUGAUACUCGGAGGAGUCAUGUACUGGAAACACAGAGGACAGAGACGAGGACAGACCGAGACCGGUGAUGGACAAACAGGACAGAGGAUACAGCAGAAGAAGCAGAAUGAUUGUGAUGUUCUGUACACAGCUAUAAAUCCACAAACUAAACGCAACAAAGCAGAAGAAAAGGAUGAGGUGACAUACUCGACUGUAGUCCACAGUAACACUGUGAGAGCAGCACACACUCCAGUGGAGUCAGGAGAUACUGCAGUAUAUGCCAUCAUCAAAACUAACUAACUAACACACACACACACACACACACACACACACACACACACACACACACACACACUCACACACACUCACACAUUUCUACUAUAUUCGUGAGGUUUUCACACUGCUUUAUUCCAAAGUGUCUACAACUCUU